This is a messenger RNA of Antechinus flavipes (yellow-footed antechinus), 1557 nucleotides long. RefSeq names its product annexin A5 (gene ANXA5). Gene Ontology annotation, cellular component: cytoplasm. Gene Ontology annotation, molecular function: calcium ion binding; calcium-dependent phospholipid binding. The record is from RefSeq and is a predicted model, not a curated record. The transcript has 13 exons. Gene Ontology annotation, biological process: negative regulation of coagulation. Bases 251 to 1210 code for a protein of 319 amino acids. Lineage: Eukaryota; Metazoa; Chordata; Mammalia; Dasyuromorphia; Dasyuridae.
GGGUUGGGGCUGCGGAGUGAAGUCUGGGUCCGCCUUUGCUGCGCCACGUCUCUCCUCUCGCGUCCUUCCUCCGGCUGCUGUUGCUGCAUCCCGGCCCGCCGCCCGUCCAGGUCCAGCUUAGCCCAACUUAGCCCAGCGCAGCCCAAUUCACCCCAGCGCUAGCCAGCGCAGCACCGUCAGCCUCCGGGCACGUCUGAGAACAAGACACUAAAGGUCCUGUUCAUCUUUUCUUUACAUCUCAGAAACCAUCAUGGCAACCAGAGGCACAGUUACUGCCUUCCCUGGCUUUGAUGACCGGGCUGAUGCUGAAAUCCUUCGGAAAGCAAUGAAGGGACUUGGUACUGAUGAAGAAAGCAUUCUGACUCUCCUCACAGCCCGAAGCAAUGCCCAGCGCCAAGAAAUUGCAGUGGCAUUUAAAACUUUAUUUGGAAGGGAUCUUCUGGAUGACUUGAAAUCAGAACUGACGGGAAAAUUUGAGAAGCUCAUCGUGGCUCUUAUGAAGCCUGCCAAUCUUUAUGAUGCCUAUGAACUGAAACAUGCUCUGAAGGGAGCUGGGACAAAUGAAAAAGUGUUGACCGAAAUUCUGGCAUCCAGAACCCCUGAAGAAUUAAUGAGCAUAAAACAAGCUUAUGAAGAAGAGUAUGGCUCCAGCCUGGAGGAUGAUGUCAUUGGGGAUACUUCUGGAUACUACCAGAGAAUGCUGGUGGUUCUUCUGCAGGCUAAUCGAGAUGCUGAUAAUGGAUUCAAUGAAGAUCUAGUGGAACAGGAUGCCAAGGACCUGUUCCAAGCUGGGGAACUGAAAUGGGGGACAGAUGAAGAAAAGUUCAUCACCAUUCUGGGAACACGUAGUGUUCCUCACUUAAGAAAGGUGUUUGAUAAAUAUAUGACGAUAUCAGGAUUUCAAAUUGAAGAAACCAUUGACCGGGAAACAUCGGGUCACCUGGAACAGCUGCUCCUUGCUAUUGUAAAGUCUAUCCGAAGCGUCCCUGCCUACCUUGCUGAGACACUCUACUAUGCCAUGAAGGGUGCUGGCACUGAUGACCACACUCUCAUAAGAGUCAUAGUAUCCAGGAGUGAAAAAGACCUAUAUAACAUCAGAAAAGAAUUUAGAAAGAACUUUUCAACUUCCCUUUAUUCCAUGAUUAAGGAUGACACUUCUGGGGACUAUAAGAGAGCCCUCUUACUCCUCUGUGGUGGAGAAGAUGACUGAUCCGGCCUCUCAGCAGAAAGCUUUCUCUGUGCCUGCCUCCCGGUGCCUUCCAGUUAGCCUCCCAUUUAGCCUCAUUUUAGUAUGUUAUUGCUUUCUGUAUUGCCUUAUUCAUACUAGCAUGCUAAUGAAUAACUCCUAAGUGAAAGAAUAUUGCAGAAGUGAUUACUGGGCUUCCUUCUGAUUACCACAUGGAGGUUUCCCACUUCAUGAGCUAUGAGUUCACAGAGCACUAUUCAGGGGAAAAAACCACCUCUAACUCCUCUUUAGGGAAUAAGUUUAGAGCCUGGCUCCGGGAUACUAUUAUCAUAUUAUAGUAUGAUUAAAAAGGAAAUUUGUGUUAAAAUAAA